This is a messenger RNA of Chaetura pelagica (chimney swift), 1617 nucleotides long. RefSeq names its product DEAD (Asp-Glu-Ala-Asp) box polypeptide 52 (gene DDX52). The record is from RefSeq and is a predicted model, not a curated record. Gene Ontology annotation, biological process: maturation of SSU-rRNA. Gene Ontology annotation, cellular component: 90S preribosome. The transcript is spliced from 14 exons. The coding region runs from base 1 to 1617 and encodes 538 amino acids. Gene Ontology annotation, molecular function: RNA helicase activity; nucleic acid binding; ATP binding. NCBI's taxonomy places the organism in Eukaryota, Metazoa, Chordata, Aves, Apodiformes, Apodidae.
AUGGCAGGAAAGAGAAAAAGAACCGCACAAAGCAGUGAAGGGAAAAGGAAAAAGAAAAAGAAAAAGACACAAGAAGCAGCAUCCAUGCCUGAGCUGUCAGAAAAUAAUGGAAUCAAGUGGAUGUCCUCUCUGGAAGCAAAAUUUGAAGAUGCAAAAGAGAAAAAACCUACUGCAGAAAAACUUGAACGUUUGAGAAGAGAAAAGAUAAACCGCUUCAGAAAUCAACACAAGAUCAAUGUCCAGGGAACGGAUCUUCCUGACCCAAUUGCCACCUUUGAUCAACUCCAAAAGGAAUACAACAUCCACCCCAGAAUCAUGGAGAACAUCCAAGCUGCUGGCUUCCGGGUCCCCACACCCAUCCAGAUGCAGGCUAUUCCUGUCAUGCUCCAUGGUCGGGAACUUCUGGCUUCAGCUCCUACUGGGUCUGGAAAAACCCUGGCAUUUUGUAUCCCUCUCUUGGCACAUCUGAAACAACCAAGGAACAAAGGAUUCCGAGCUCUCAUCAUAUCUCCUACCCGAGAACUUGCCAGCCAGACCCAUCGGGAGCUGGUGAAGCUGGCGGAGGGGACAGGCUUCCGGAUCCACAUGAUCCACAAGGCAGCUGAGGCAGCAAAGAAAUUUGGGCCCAAGUCAUCUAAGAAAUUUGAUAUAUUAGUUACUACUCCAAACAGACUCAUUUAUUUGCUGAAACAAGAUCCUCCUGCCAUAGACUUGACCAGUGUGGAGUGGCUGGUGGUGGAUGAGUCAGACAAACUGUUUGAAGAUGGGAAGUCAGGGUUCCGAGAGCAGCUGGCUUCCAUAUUCCUGGCAUGCACUUCCCACCUGGUGAGGAGAGCCCUGUUCAGUGCAACCUUUGCCCAUGAUGUAGAGGAGUGGUGUAAACUCAACCUGGACACUGUCAUUCUGGUAUCUGUUGGAGCAAGAAACUCUGCAGCAGAGACAGUGGAACAAGAGCUGCUGUUUGUUGGAUCUGAGACAGGAAAACUAACAGCAAUGAGGGAGCUCAUUAAAAAGGGUUUUGCUCCUCCAGUCCUGGUGUUUGUGCAGUCUAUUGAGAGAGCUAAAGAGCUUUUCCAUGAACUUAUUUAUGAAGGCAUCAAUGUGGAUGUCAUCCAUGCAGACAAAACUCAGCAACAGAGAGAUAAUGUAGUCCACAGUUUCAGAGCUGGGAAGAUCUGGGUGCUCAUCUGCUCAGCCCUUCUAGCUCGAGGGAUUGACUUCAAAGGUGUGAACAUGGUCAUCAAUUAUGAUUUGCCAACGAGUGCUGUGGAAUACAUCCACAGGAUAGGUCGUACUGGACGAGCUGGGCACACAGGAAAAGCAGUCACUUUCUUUACAGAAGAUGAUAAACCUUUAUUAAGGAGUAUAGCCAAUGUGAUCCAGCGAGCUGGCUGCCCUGUCCCAGACUACAUCAAACACUUGCCCAGGCUGCAGAGCAAACAAAAGAAGAAGUUCAUUAAGAAACCACUGAAAAGAGAAACCAUUUGUACCACCCCACAGUGCUUCUUAAAAAAAGCCAAAAGAAAAAUGAAAACUACAAAGGAAAAUAUUAAGGAAAAAAAGAAAGUUAAAGAAGAUAAAAAUGACAGUAAAAUGAAGACUGUUUCAAACAGCUGA